UGUCCUUGGGGUAGAAUUACCUGACAUCCUGGCUGGGAUUUGGUAGUGGUGUGUGCUUAAAAGAACAACCUUUAGCACAGCUGGCACAGACGUAAAUGCCAAGCACAGGCUCGGCAAAGCUCCACCCCCUCAUUCUGGGUGCUCUCCAAUUCUUGUGGGCCAUAAAAAAUAGCAAGGUGUAACUGCAUUCCUAGGAUCGCUAUAUCCUUUAACCAGUAAAUGAACUUUUUUUUGUCUACACCUUUGACAAAAUGCCACUCAUUAUGUGAAGUGGUUUGUUCAGUCCAAUUUUGAUGAAAACCCUUAAGGACAGAAACAUAUAGAGUACUUAGCACACUGUAAAUCACAAAAGUGUUUAACGAUGACAGUAACUGGGAUAACGGAAUGUGCUCUGAGUGGAUGGUUUACAGGUCUUUAGAUGUAUUUAAAAAGGUAUAAAAGAGAUUCAUUUAUAGAAUGAGAUGGGAAUUCCCAGAGGAACUACAGUUCUGUCAAAAGUUAACUAGAAAAGGACCAGUGCUUCUCGGUGAUAUACAUUUAUGUUUCAAUAAAACCAAAAAGUAUUCCAAAUUAGAUCACUUGCCUCAAAUCUCAGUUUUCUUUUAUUCCUGAAUCCAUUCAGUCAUUCCUUUAUUCAACAAAUACUAUUUUUAUAUUAUUUAUGCUUCCUAUUCAAUUAUCCCUUCUUUUAUUCAACAUUUACAAACUGCCCGUUAGUUGUAAUAAUACAAUGGCAAAUGAUCCUUGCCUUUGGGGUGCUUAGGAUCUAGUUAAAUAUUCAUUCUUUCUUUCAUUUAUUUACUAAAGUGUUUACUGUGUGCCCAUAUGUUCUGGGGAUACAGUAAGAAAGAGCACAGGACCCUCAGGUAAUGGAAUUACAUUCUAGUGGGUGGAAGGAAGAGCAAAAGCAAAGGCCCUGAGGCAGCUUUGAGCAUGGCUAGAGCUCAGUUAGUGAAGGAGGCACAGGACCAAAUGCGGUGGAGAGGUAUGCAGGGGCUAGAUUAUGUACAGUCCCACCAGCAUGGUAUGUAAUUUGAAUGUACAUUCAUAUACACAUACAAACAUAUUACACACACUUGGUGAGCUAAUCUUCACAUUACAUUACAAACUCCCCAUUAAAUUUAGUUAUUUUUCAACCUAAAUAUUUUCAGAAGAAGGUUGGUUAGUCAAAAUCUGGAGAAGGCUACUGUGAUGUCUUUGUUAAGGGUGGGCUGAGAGCUUAAAAAAAAAAAAGUAGGGGAGCUGCCUUUCUUGCUAAGAGUUGUCCUUCUGAUGAGAAGAGGUGGCAGCUGUGGGAGGAGAGAGGCAGGGCCCUCAUCUUUGCAAGUCUUUGGCACUGCAUGACCUCUCUGAGCACCCAAAUCAGAGGUGGGGAAAAGACCUGCUUAGCUAGGUGGACCUUCAAGAAAAUUAAGAUUUGAGGCAAAGAAAUCUGGGGCCUAGAAUUUUUUAUUCCCCACUUGGCAGAACCGUCUGAAAGUCUGAAACACUUCUGUAUGACGUGGCUGCAGUGGCCGUGCCUGAAUCUCCAUCACUAACCCUCCACCCUCACCCCACCGUCUAAUAAGAACAUAUAGUAUUUUCUCGAAUUUUCCUAAACAUUAUGCAAAACGGCUCUUCUCUCCAAACAGAUUGCCUCCCCUAAACCCUUCCAAUAUAUAAGUUCUGGAGGUGUCACUAGAUUAGUGUACUUCAGUUUCUUAAUAUAUAUACUACAGAAUAAUGAUAUAUGACCCGAUACUUUCUUCCAGGUUUUUCUUUAAAGGAAUAGUGGCGUUAUGUAAAACAAUAGCUUUUAAAAGAUAUGGUUAAAGCAGGGGAGAAAACAGCCCACCUGUAAUUCUCGGUAUUUUAACUUAGGUCCCGCGUCUGGGUAAUCCUCCUAAGUCCUUGAAGCUAGGCAGUGAAGUAAAAAAGCGACUACAACUCCCAAGAGAAAUUGUGUCCACAUCCUCUGCGCACGCUCGACCUCUGUGGCUGCGUAGGGCACCGAGCCGAGGAGGCGGGGCUUGGGCCUAAGCAGCGGGCCGUGGGCGGGGCUAGAGGCGUGGCCACAAAGGGGGCGGUGCUGCCGGCGAGGCCCGGAACACGCUAGCGGAGUGGAAGAUGGCGGCGGCAGCGGUGGCUGCAGCCGGGACCCCAGUCGGGCUGAGGCGGAGGAGCCGCCGGUUCUGACCUCGCUCUGGCUUCAGUGCGCGCGGCGGAGCGUGUGCGAGGCCCCGCGCGUCGGACAGGGGCGGCGGCGACUGCGCGCCGCCUUGAGGAGCGUCCCGGCGGCGGCGCGGCUGCGGCUGAGGAGAGAGCCGGCUCCGGGCCUCCGCGUCCUUCUGCUCCCCGGGCCCCCCGCCUCCUCGGGGGGGCGGCGGCGGCGAUGUUCUCGGUCCUCUCGUACGGGAGACUGGUGGCCCGCGCCGUGCUCGGCGGCCUCUCGCAGACCGACCCCAGGGCCGGCGGCGGCGGCGGCGGCGGCGACUACGGGCUCGUGACGGCCGGCUGCGGCUUCGGCAAGGACUUCCGUAAGGGCCUCCUUAAGAAGGGCGCGUGCUACGGGGACGAUGCGUGCUUCGUAGCCCGGCACCGCUCGGCAGACGUGCUCGGGGUCGCAGAUGGUGUAGGAGGAUGGAGAGACUAUGGAGUUGAUCCGUCUCAGUUCUCAGGGACUUUAAUGCGGACAUGUGAACGGUUAGUAAAAGAAGGACGGUUCGUCCCGAGUAAUCCCAUUGGAAUCCUCACCACAAGCUACUGUGAGUUGCUGCAAAAUAAAGUACCUUUGCUUGGUAGCAGUACUGCCUGCAUCGUGGUGCUGGACAGAACUAGCCACCGCUUACACACAGCAAACCUGGGCGACUCAGGCUUUCUGGUUGUCAGGGGUGGUGAAGUUGUGCACCGAUCAGAUGAACAGCAGCAUUACUUCAACACUCCGUUCCAGCUCUCAAUCGCACCCCCCGAAGCCGAGGGAGUCGUCUUGAGUGACAGCCCGGAUGCCGCUGAUAGCACAUCUUUUGAUGUCCAGUUAGGAGACAUUAUCCUGACGGCAACAGAUGGACUCUUUGACAACAUGCCUGAUUAUAUGAUCCUUCAGGAGCUAAAAAAGUUAAAGAAUUCAAAUUAUGAGAGUAUACAACAGACGGCAAGAAGCAUUGCUGAGCAAGCUCAUGAGCUGGCCUAUGACCCAAAUUAUAUGUCACCUUUUGCACAGUUUGCAUGUGACAAUGGAUUGAAUGUGAGAGGUGGAAAGCCAGAUGACAUCACCGUCCUUCUUUCAAUAGUGGCUGAGUAUACAGACUGACUCACCUAGGUGUCAACUCCUGCCUCUCCUUUCAUCAUCCCAAAUUCUCCCCUACCGUGUGUGCUGAUCCUGCUGGCAGGACCAUGUUUCUUUGCUACUGAUCUCAAUGGCCAGUGAUGUAAGCCUUUUGCCUGUCUUUUUGAGACCCCAUUGAGAUCUUUGUUGAGAACCACUACUGUCAUUCACUAGCUCAUAUCUGCCAGCAACAUUUGAAGAGAAUCAAGAUUUGAAGAUUGGCCUUGACUUCACAUUGUCCUUUCCAUGAUGGGAUGGAGGUUUUCAAAGCCAAAAUGUCUAUUACUUUUCAAAAACGGUUGAAGUAUUGAAAAUGAGUAAUAUUGGUAAAGUGAAUUCAAAAUUGGAAUGUGUUAAAGGGAUUUUAAAAGUCUAACACAAAUUGUAUGUUAUGGUACAUCUACUAGAAACAUACGUUAUUCAUCAAAACAUAUGUUACACGUGUACUAUACAGUCUGUGUUAUGAUUGGGUGUGGCUUUAUGUUUUCAUUAUAAACUCCUAUUUUUCAGGGGCUUAUAAUCUUGCUCUAAAACAUUGCUCUGGAUUACAAAAUCUUGAUCCGGGGAGCUUUUUUUUUGGUUACAAGUUGGAGGAAAAAUUCAGUUUAGUUCUAUGUAUGCAAAUGUUUCAUGGUUUUUAAAAGAUGCUUAAUUGUGUUCCUGUGAUGAAAGUUUCAGCAGUUUAUUGAUUACUGCAUAUCACAGGCUGGUGGCCUGAUCUGCAGGGGGGGUUGGGGAGACUCCUUACCAAAAAUUUUUAAUGGAAACAUUAUUCAAGGUUAUAAAAUUCCUCAAAGCCUACAAAUUUAAUGUUACAGCUGAAAUUCCUCCCAGCUAUCUGAUAUGAUGCCCCUGUGUGGGAGCUUAAGGACCAUAGGCCUGAUGGGUUGAGAAUGGAACAGCUCUAACUUUGAAUUUUGUUGGCCUUUGAUGGUCACGCUAUACCCCUUGUCUCACUCUCAGACCUGUUGUUAGUAGCCUUGCUUUCUGUAGAGCAUGUACCAAAUUCAGGGAGUCCCUGUGGAAAGAGCACUGUGGGCAGUGGCACAAGAGUCCACGAGGAAAACUCCUAGUGAUGAUCUGACAUUUGCAUUUGCCCUACACAGAAAUUUAGGGGUUUCUGAAUCAAGCUUAAUGUUUACAGUUUCCGAAUAGCCAUCUUGCAGUGUAUAGUUUCCUUAUAAAAUUACCCCACAUUCAGUUUUUCCAUUAUCUGCAAGCUCAAACUUAUUUUUAAGGUUUGUGUACAAGUCGACUGCUGUAAAGAUAUAUAUUUUUGGGUCAGUUUUUUUCCUUCAUUAACUUCAUGGUAGAAAAAUAUAUAUACUUAGAAAUCCUUAAAUUAAAGCCAUGUUUUAUAUAUGUCAGGUAACAUUGGUGUAUAGAUGAGAAUGCAAUUAAACCUAAUGAGAAUCUACUUGAGAAUAUAGAAAGUCUCUUUCUCUAAAGGAGAUACUUACUCCCUGGUUUAUUGCAUUAAAACUUACGUUUGAGGUUACCUCAACUUGUUUUAAAAGAUUUUGUUUUGUGAAUUUGUACUGUAUAUUUGAGUAACUGUCAAGCUUUUGUUUUAUUUAAAAUUGUUUAACAUGUACCAUGUACAUGUCAUUACUAUAUUUCAAUGCAUCAUGCUUGUAACAGGCAUUUCAUUUAUAAUAAGAAUGAGUUAUUCAUUUGUAAGCCGUUCAGUAAUUUAUCUACUAUUCCUAAAUUGGCAUAAUGUUAGAUAUCUAUUUUGAAUCACCUUUAAUUACAUGUCAGAAUGCCUUAACUACCCUAACUUGACAAAACAGAAUUCUUUGGUAGAGGAGAUGGGGGUGGGGUGGGGGGGUGGAGAGAGACUCUGUUUAAAUAAUGAGAAUCCAUUGUGCUGUGAUAAAACACAGAAGCGUGAGUGGCAAGUGGCGGGGUAUUUAUUUUGCACAAACUAUUUGCAGUCUCUGUGUAUUUAAAAAGUAAAGAAAGUUGCAUCCAGAAGGGUUUUGUUGGAAGGAAUACAUUUACACUUGGGCUGACAACUUCA
Messenger RNA from Balaenoptera musculus (blue whale), 5327 nucleotides. It is a transcript of the gene PPTC7, whose product is annotated as protein phosphatase targeting COQ7. Bases 2372 to 3289 code for a protein of 305 amino acids. Lineage: Eukaryota; Metazoa; Chordata; Mammalia; Artiodactyla; Balaenopteridae. The record is from RefSeq and is a predicted model, not a curated record. The transcript is spliced from 6 exons.